Triticum dicoccoides is the source of this 3312-nucleotide messenger RNA. RefSeq names its product serine/threonine-protein kinase EDR1-like. The transcript has 17 exons. Gene Ontology annotation, biological process: signal transduction; protein phosphorylation. Lineage: Eukaryota; Viridiplantae; Streptophyta; Magnoliopsida; Poales; Poaceae. Gene Ontology annotation, cellular component: cytoplasm. Gene Ontology annotation, molecular function: ATP binding; protein kinase activity. Bases 224 to 2623 code for a protein of 799 amino acids. The record is from RefSeq and is a predicted model, not a curated record.
CCCUCAGCUGCACUACUAAUCACGUCACAAGAUCCCCUUUUCCUCUCUCCCACCACCACCGAACGACGUCGUCCCCCGCGCGCGCUACUUCACGCGGGACUUGGGCUCGCGAGGCCGCCGGAAUCCCGCGGGCGAGGCUCUCCUCUCCCCGCCGCGUCCCCAGACUGGUUGAUCUGUAUGAUGACAUUCGUAAAAUGAUACUGUAUUUUAACAUAUAUUUGAGAUGGAUGAUCUGCCAGAUGGUGAAGGGCAAUCUGAUAUACACUCUACUGACGCAAAUUGGCUGUCCUCACAUGAAGAGCAUAAGUUCCAAUCCAUUUCCUUGGCUAAGCAGGACCACAAUUCGGAUUUGGCAGAUUCUUCUCUUAACUGUAUGAAAGGUGACCAUUCAUUUUGCGCUUCUCAGGAAUUAUGGUCUACUGGAUCUCUAUCGAGUCCAAUACCCAAUGGAUUUUACUCAAUUAUACCGGAUAAGAAACUGAAGGAGUGUUUUGACGCCAUUCCUUCUCCUGAUGAUCUAUAUUCCCUUGGAAUAGAGGGCUUCAAGGCUGAGAUAAUUCUUGUGGACUUAGAGAAGGAUAAAAAGCUAUCUGCGAUAAGGCAGCUAUGUGUAGCUCUGGUAAAAGGAUUGAGUUCUAACCCAGCCGCAAUGAUAAAAAAGCUUGCAGGUUUGGUUUGUGACUUCUAUAAGCGACCAAAUCCACAGCUCAGCCCUGCAAGAACUUCUUCUGAAGAAAAUUUUCAUUUCAUGGAAAACAAGGGAAUUCAAUUGUUGGGGCAGAUAAGACAUGGAUCUUGUCGGCCCAGAGCAAUUUUAUUUAAAGUCCUUGCUGACUCUGUUGGUAUAGAUUCUAAGCUGUUGGUGGGCAUUUCAGAUGAAGAAUCUCAUGAACACGAUGACUCACCCAAACAUAUGUCUGUUGUUGUUAUGCUGAAGUCCAUGGAGUUUCUCGUUGAUCUAAUGCGUUUUCCAGGACAACUAAUUCCAUUCUCAUCCAAUGCUAUAAUCACAUCCCAUAUAUCUGCUGCUGGAGAGAGUGACUCUGCUGACUAUGAUUCUUGUGAUUCUCCUCUUGAACCGAAUAGUCCUUUGUGCUCUCAACGGCAAGAGCAAGAUGAAAACAAUAGGUCAUUUAAAGUUCCGUCCCUAAGAGACAUCAUGCACCGAACUUCAAACUCUAUGGAGGGCAAAUUGAGAUGUGUUCACGUUUCAGAAUUACCUUUUUAUUUUUCCAUUUCAUGGUUUACAAGUUCAUCACAUAGUGAACCAAAUGUUGCCAAUGCCUUAUGUGGACGCCGUGGGAGGAAAGCUAAUGAACAUCAAAGAACUGCCAGUUCAAGUCCAGACCAUCCAUUGUCCAGAGCACAUGGGCGCUCAAACUUGGGUGACAGACAGUACGGAGAUGGUGUAGCUGUAUCAAGGUACCUCAAUGGUGCAUCAACGUCAAGUGCGCGGAGAGGACGUCCAAAAAGUAUGAGUACAUCCCCUGAAAUUGGUGAUGACUUUGCGAGGGCAGUUAAAGAAAUGAGUGAAAGCAUGAGGAAAAAUCGCCAUUCAAGGGCACAUAAUGAUGGUAGUCCAGGACAUUCAAAUGAUUCACAGAGAAAAGAGGAAUCAGUAGGUGACCUCAACGAUGAUGAGGUGUCAGUAAGAGAACCAAAUGUUCAGGAGGGUUCAAGAAGGCACAUUAUUACUCAGAAGGCAUUGUCAUUACCUUCAUCACCGCAUCGGUUAGGUAACCAUGGUUCUAAUCUUAGAGAGCCAGCUGACUUCCUUACAGCAGAAGAUCUGAUGUCCACUUGGAAUAAAGCAUUGCAAUCUUCACCAUUUCUGAACAAGCCAUUAUUGCCUUUUGAAGAAUGGCAUAUUGGGUUCUCAGAGAUUGCUGUUGGCACUCGUGUUGGAAUAGGUUUUUUUGGGGAAGUUUUCCGUGGCAUCUGGAAUGGAACAGAUGUAGCUAUAAAAGUAUUUCUGGAGCAAGAUUUAACAAUGGAGAAUAUGGAAGAUUUCUGCAAUGAGAUCUCCAUACUUAGCCGUCUCCGACAUCCCAAUGUCAUAUUGUUCCUUGGUGCAUGUAUGAAGCCUCCUCACUUAUCCCUAGUCACUGAAUAUAUGGAAAUGGGUUCCUUGUACUAUUUGAUUCACACAAGUGGCCAGAAAAGUAAGAUCAGUUGGCGAAGGAGGCUAAAAAUGCUCCGUGAUAUCUGUAGGGGUCUUAUGUGUAUGCACCGUUUGAAGAUAGUUCAUCGUGAUCUAAAGAGUGCGAAUUGCCUUGUUAACAAGCACUGGACAGUCAAGUUAUGUGAUUUUGGGCUCUCUCGGUUAUUGUCGAAUUCUGCAAUGAGUGACAACUCAUCUGCAGGCACUCCAGAGUGGAUGGCUCCUGAGCUUAUUCGUAACGAACCAUUUACAGAAAAGUGUGAUAUCUUUAGCCUCGGAGUUAUCAUGUGGGAGCUUUGCACUCUGAGUAGGCCCUGGGCAGGAAAGCCGCCAGUUCAGGUUGUUUACUCUGUUGCGAACGAAGGGGCAAGAUUGGAAAUACCAGAUGGACCUCUGGGUAGCUUGAUAGCAGUAACCCGUGGCAGAAACUUUUCAAAUCACUGGGCAUCAAGCUUCACAUGAGUACUUCAUACCACCCCCAGUCUGAUGGGCAGACAGAAAGGGUUAACCAAUACUUGGAAAAUUACCUCGGUGCAUGGCUUUCCAACAGCCUACUAAGUGGCACUCCUGGCUGGCACUAGCUGAAUGGCGGUACAACACCACUUUCCACACCUCUCUGAAAAUGACUCCUUUUCAGGCUCUAUAUGGUUUCCCACCCCCCAUGGUUGCUGAAUCCAGUCUGCCUGAUUUUCUGUGUGAGGACUCACCUGACUUGCUGCUCAACAAGGACCUAGCUCACCAAGUGAUCAAGCAAAAUUUGCAGAAAGCACAAGAAAGAAUGAAACACUUUGUUUACAAAAAGAGAAAAGAAAGGAUCUUCCAGGUAGGUGAUAUGGUGUAUCUCAAGAUCCAACCAUACAGACAUACCUCUCUCAGUAUCCAUAGACAUUUGAAACUACACUCCCAAGUACUAUGGACCUUUCAGAAUUCUCAAAAGAAUGGGUAAUCAUGCUUAUCAGUUCUGCCUGAAGGGUGCAAGCUUCAUAACACAUUCCAUGCGAGUCAGCUCAAGCAACACAUUGGUAAACAUGUCAUUCCCACCCCCACCCGCCAUUGGGAACAAGGGCAGAUACAACUCCAACCUGAAGCUAUCCUAGACAGAAAAUUAAUUCCUCGACCUGAAGGUGAUAUCUCUAUUCCUGUGGUCAGAU